AUGCAUAUUCAAAUUCACUCGAAGCUCACAAUAAUCGAUGCGGAAAACGGAGAUAAAAUUGGAGGUUGUGGGAAAAAUGCACUGCAUCCUUAAAAAAAACAUAUUUCAGAACGGGAAAUUCGAGAGAAAGUGGAUAAGUAUGCGGAAAUUUUAAGAAAUUCAAAUUUCCGCCCGGACGACGUCGUUUUAAUCGCGAUUCCGCGCAGUCCGGACACUAUUUUGGCGAUCAUUUCGUAGAAAGUGCACAAUUUUCGAGAAAAAGUGUGCUUUUUAGGUGUCUUCAACUGCAAGUCGCCUUCACAUUUUGUCAAAUCAAUCAAUACGACCGAUUUCGGACCACCCUCACAUUUGACGGCGAAAAAGUACGUCGGUCCAACAUAAUAGAACUGGGCAGAAUAGAACCGCGACACAAUAGAACUGUUUUUCAGUAUUUAUAUGAGCAUUUUGUCCGUUCCUUUCAAUUAACUUUCGCAAAAUUUUUCGUCUCUCGAACAAUUAAGCAGAAGACCACAGUUUAAACCUAGAAAAUUGGUUUCCUUUCGUUUUUGAUAGUACAAUACAAUUAUUUUCUGUGGGUUUUCGUUACCGUAGAGAAGAGGGAUCGCGAUGGAAGGGAAAUUAAUAAAUACAAUAAAUCGAUCACGAGAUUCAAAAAUUAUCUUUUUCAGCGAAACAAUUAUUCUACGGAAAGGUUUAAAGGCGCUCCAAACAGUUAUAUUAUGUCGCGGUUCUAUUCUGCGCAGUUCUAUUAUUUUGGACCGCCAAAAGUACGGUUCACGGUAUCCCUCCUCGGGGGCCGAAUGUUCUCAAUGGGGCGCACUUGCAACAGGCGGGCUGUGUCGAUUUACGCGGCUGUUCAAAAGUUACAACGACACUCCGCAAUUUACGAGCGCACUGGGUUUAGCAUAAGCGCCCUGUGCGCGGUUGUUUUCGAUUGCUUGCGUAAAAACAGGUUUUAGGUUAGAAGAAUCGGUGAAAAUGCUGAAAUCGAUGGAUUUUCCGAUGUUUGUUACGUGAUCACGACGAGCGGAACGACGGGAGCACGGAAACAAGUGGCGGUGCCGGAGGAGUGCAUUUGGAGAAAUAUUGAACACUUUUGGUGGGCGAAAAUGAGCAUUUUUGGAGAAUUUUUUUUAAAAAAACCUUCUUUUUUCCAGUUCGCUCUUCCAACUGACGCCUUCCGACUCGAUUCUCUUCUCCACGUCGCUCCUCUUCGACCCGUCGAUCGUCGAACUGUUCAUGGCCUUCCGAUCGGGAUGCCAACUCAUCCUCACCGCCGACUCUUUCCGCACCGAACCGCACCGAAUGCAAGCGGCCAUCGAUCGAUUCCGUCCGACCGUCGGUCAGUUCACUCCGACCGUGUUCGAGAUGCUUCCCUCGGGAAACCUCCUCUCCGCCGCCUCUUCCCUCCGCAUCCUGCUCCUCGGCGGCUCUCAUUUCCCCCUGCAGCUCGUCCGUUCGACACGACAUCCGGACAACAGGACACGAGUGUUCAAUGUGUACGGAGUGACCGAAGUGUCCUGUUGGGCCACGAUUUUUGAGGUGGACGCAGAGUGCGAAGACGUUCUUUUGGGCGAAGAGGUCGGCGGAUCGACGGUGGAAGUGACCGAGCAGGGAGAACUUCUCAUAGGUCGGUGGGCGUCUUGCUGACUUUCAUCGAAGGUUUAGAGAAAAGAUUUGAGCCCAUUGUGAAAUGAAAAAGUAUGGAAUCAGUGAAAAAUGCUCUCCAUUUUGCUGUUUUUGAAGCUCUCGUCGGUAAUUACAGUUACAGGCGGUCCGAGACAAUGCUACGUGAAUGGAGUGAAAAAGGAAAAUCAUCACAGCGGGGAUCGAGUGGAACGGACGACGGGCGGACUGAGAAUCACGGGAAGGAUUGACAGACUGGUAAUCGAUUACUGUAGAAUACUGUAAUAAAAGAUCUGCCGGUAGGGAUAUCAAAAGCUUGUCAACUGAUAAAUUGUGCAUUUAGAAAUUCUGUACAUUUUGUCAGUUGACAGCGUUUCGAUAUCUCCACUGAAAAUUGAGAUACAUCGUUUUUUUGCUUACGGUAUACUGUACUCACCUGCAGAUCAAACAUCGUGGCAUCCGGAUAUGUCUCGACCACCUCACCGCCUUGGCCCUCCGUGAAAACCCCGAAAUUCGGGCGGUCCACUAUCUCCAUCACAACGAGCGGAAUCUGGUGCAAUUCACAGUCGGCCCAACGUCCUCCUCCACCAAAAAACAUUGCAAAUCUAUGAAAUUGGAUGCGGCUACCGUAAUCCCGGUUACUGUAGUCGACGUGGCACAGAUGCCGAUCAAUUCGAGCGGAAAAGUGGACGAGAAGGAGCUGCUGAAGAUUUUGGAUAUUUUGGAAACCGACGAAGACGAAACGUUUCUGGAAAAGCUGGAAAAGGCACUGGAUUCGAUGAUCCAUGAAGAUUCAGAGGAGACUUUUGUGAGCCUCGGUCUAAAAUCCCUUCAGGCCGCCGUGCUCUCAUCCCAUUUCGGAGCUCAAAUAGAGGGAGAAGCCAUGCGGGCGAUGCUCGACCCGAAAACAACAAUUCGAGCGUUUCUCGAGAAGUUUAAACCGAAAAAGCGACCAAGACAGCAGGAAACACGAGAUAUUGUGCAUGUGAAAGUGCACAAAACGGCUCAACCACGAAUGAGAUGGGCGGUCGAUCUGAAAAAGUGCAUCGACGGAAACGUGUUGAUCGUCAACGAAUCGCUCGUGGUCUGCGCUUCUCAUUCGGGCGCCGUCGUCGCGAUGAAUCCACGAAACGGACGGUGUUUGUGGAGAACCGAGUGCGGAGUCAGGUUCGAAGCCACGCCCACUUUAGCGGAUGGACAGAUCGUUUUGGGUACUGCACAAGAGGGGCUUGGCCUCGCAUUUCAAUCCCAUUUCCCAAUGUCCACGCGAUUCAUUUUGCUGUUUGCACGCCAAAAUGAUGCUAGGCCACGCCCCUUUCUCAACUUUUCGUCAUCGUGUCGGCAUACCGGAGUAAUUUUACAAUAUUUUGCAGGCAACAAAGUGAACGGACUCUUUUUCCUCUCUCUGGACUCUGGCGAACUUCUGGCUCAACACAAAUACGAUGUGGAGGCCGAAAUCGGAGUGCGAGCAUCGUGCGCUUUCGACGGACAAUUCCUCUAUUGUACGUCCGAAAACGGCACCUUCCACGCCGUCCAUCCCACAGUAAUCCUCUGCUUUUCGACGUGAAAGUUAUGCUAUUCUUCAGACGCGUCUCCCGGUUUUCAACCUAAAAAUUGGCCAGAAACCGGGCGGAACAUCGGUUGGACCAGUGCAGGGACCGGAUGGGGCCAUUUACGCGACAACGACGGCCGGUACGGUAGCCAGGAUUACGGUAGCAUCGAAAAAAUGCACGUGGCAACGAGAUUUCGGACCGAUUUUUGCCGAGCCGACUUUUUCGGGAGAAUCGAUGUUUGUCCUUAAUGUGCAUGGAAAACUGCACAUUUUACACCCGGAAUCUGGAGAGAUUCAGGUAAUAUUGAGAAUUGUCGCUGCUUUCCUUAAUAAAACCUGUUUUUAGGACAAAAUUACUCUGGAAAAUGAGCACUGCUUCUGCGCUCCACUGAUAAUCGACAGCGCGCAUUUGCUCGUCGCCACGCAAUCCGGAAAACUGAUUCAAUUGAGAUGGACGCCGAAUUUGACAGUUCGGAAGGAAUUUCGUUUUGAUCUACCGCCAAUUUCGUUUGUUAAAACGCCGAAAAUCUGGGAAACCGGCGAGAUUAUUCUGAUGUCGAAGAACGGAUGGAUUCUGAUCGGACGGCUCGGAAAAUUGGACGAAAUGCGCGCAAUUCCAAUGAGCGAAAAGGAAAUAUUCACGGCGCCCGAGAUUCUGAACGAUGGACGGACGAUUCUGACGGCCGGAAGGGACGAUUACUUGAGAGCCUGGAAUGUUGAACUGAAUUCGUUUUGGAUUUGA
Molecule: messenger RNA, 3920 nt
Organism: Caenorhabditis sp. 36 PRJEB53466
Lineage: Eukaryota; Metazoa; Nematoda; Chromadorea; Rhabditida; Rhabditidae
Source: the annotation of a GenBank genome assembly